AUGUCGAAGGCCAAUGUCGGAAUCAACGGGUUCGGAAGAAUCGGACGACUCGUGCUUCGCGCCGCUGUCGAGAAAGAUAAUGUGCAAGUGGUCGCCGUCAACGACCCGUUCAUCACCAUCGACUACAUGGUUUAUCUUUUCAAAUACGACUCAACUCACGGACAGUUCAAGGGAACCGUCUCGUUCGAUGGCGACUUCUUGAUCGUCCAGAAAGAUGGAAAAUCGUCGCACAAGAUCAAGGUCUUCAACAGCAAAGACCCAGCUGAAAUCGCUUGGGGAUCUGUUAAGGCUGAUUACGUCGUGGAGUCCACUGGAGUAUUCACAACGAAGGAGAAAGCCUCGGCUCAUUUGAAAGGAGGAGCCAAGAAGGUUAUCAUCUCCGCUCCAUCCGCUGAUGCCCCGAUGUACGUCGUUGGAGUGAACCACGAGAAGUACGAUGCUUCAAACGAUCAUGUCAUCUCCAACGCUUCAUGCACCACCAAUUGUCUCGCACCAUUGGCGAAGGUUAUCAAUGACAACUUUGGAAUCAUCGAAGGACUCAUGACCACCGUCCACGCCGUCACAGCCACUCAAAAGACGGUUGAUGGCCCAUCUGGAAAGCUCUGGAGAGACGGACGUGGAGCUGGACAAAACAUCAUUCCAGCCGCAACUGGAGCCGCGAAGGCCGUCGGAAAGGUCAUCCCAGAGUUGAAUGGAAAGCUCACUGGAAUGGCUUUCCGUGUUCCAACACCAGAUGUUUCCGUUGUCGAUUUGACUGUUCGUCUUGACAAACCAGCAUCAAUGGACGACAUCAAGAAGGUAGUGAAAGCCGCCGCCGAGGGACCAAUGAAGGGGAUUCUCGCUUACACCGAGGAUCAGGUAGUGUCGACUGACUUUGUCUCCGAUCCACACUCUUCCAUCUUCGAUGCUGGAGCUUGCAUUUCUCUCAACCCGAACUUUGUGAAGCUUGUCUCUUGGUACGACAACGAGUACGGCUACUCCAACCGCGUCGUCGAUCUCAUCGGAUACAUUGCUACCCGCGGAUAA
Messenger RNA from Caenorhabditis remanei, 1026 nucleotides. RefSeq lists its product as uncharacterized. Gene Ontology annotation, molecular function: NADP binding; oxidoreductase activity, acting on the aldehyde or oxo group of donors, NAD or NADP as acceptor; NAD binding. The record is from RefSeq and is a predicted model, not a curated record. The transcript has 3 exons. Bases 1 to 1026 code for a protein of 341 amino acids. NCBI's taxonomy places the organism in Eukaryota, Metazoa, Nematoda, Chromadorea, Rhabditida, Rhabditidae. Gene Ontology annotation, biological process: glucose metabolic process.